GCCACCUGUCAGUGUCCAUCAAUGUCAGCAGUCAGUGCUCAUCAGUGCCAUGUGCCAGUGCCCAUCAGUGCCACAUAUCAGUGCAUACCAGUGCACAUCAAUGCCACAUAUCAGUGCCGAUCUGAGCUGCCUUUCAAUGUCACCCCUCAGUGCCAGUCAGUGCCACCUAUCAAUGCCAGUCAGUGCCGCCUAUCAGUGCCAUGCCCAUCAGUGCCACCUAUCAGUGUCCAUAAGUGCAGCCUAUCAGUGCCCAUCACUGCAGCCUCAUUAGCGCACAUCAGUGAAGGAGAAAAAUCACUUAUUUACAAAAUUGUAUAA
This is a messenger RNA of Staurois parvus, 318 nucleotides long. The record is from the annotation of a GenBank genome assembly. NCBI's taxonomy places the organism in Eukaryota, Metazoa, Chordata, Amphibia, Anura, Ranidae.